GUCUCUACUAAUCCUCAAAUUCAUCUUUAAUUUUUUGGAAGGGUGUAUUGUGAUACGAUAUUUGACGUAGUUUUGAUUUAUUCGCAUAAGAAAAUAAUUCUUUUUUCCGUCCUUCUCAGGAGUAAUGGCCCAUGAGCCUUCAGGAAAAAUGACGAAAACUGAGCAAGCUUUAGUAUUGGAUCCUCCUAGUGAACUUCAUUUUAAAGGUCCGUUUUCUGAAGUAACCACAUCAUAUUUAAAAUUGAAAAAUCCAACUGACAAGGUAAUUGGUUUCAAAGUCAAAACUACUGCACCAAAGACAUACUGUGUUAGACCGAAUGGCGGAGCUAUUGCACCAAAAAAAACUGUAUCAGUUGCUGUGAUGUUACAGCCUUUUGAUCCUGAAAAUGAUGACAGAAGCAGAGACAAAUUUAUGGUACAGAGUAUGUAUGUGCCUGAUGGAGAAGAAUAUCACGAUUCAUUGUGGCAUGAUAUUCCCCCCGAAGGGUUAAUGAAUUCCAAACUGAAGUGUGUCUUUGAUAUCCCUGCUUCUUCUUCUUCAGAAGCAACUACUGAAGUCAAAGCUGAGGUUAUAGAACAACCAAAGAUAAAAGCAAAAGUUGUGCAAGUUCAAGAAUCAAAACCAAGUGAUACUGAAGCAGCUGAAUCUAAAAAAUUACAUGAAGAAUAUAAGAAAUUGAAGUCAGAGUUGAAUGAUGUUCGUGCUGAAAACUCAUCCUUGAAGGAGGAAGGAUUGCGAUUAAGAAGAAUGUAUGACUCCAGAACAAAGGCAACAAGUGCUAAACCUGAAUCUGAAAUGCAUCAUUCCUCUGUUCAAAAACAAUUAUUUUCUAAUUAUUUACUUGUGAUAGCUUUUUUUAUUUUCAUUCUUGGUUUUUUUAUAGGAAAAUUUAUUUUGUAAACUGUAUAAACAUGAGAAAUCUGGCUGCAUUUACUUAAAUGAGAGCCUGAAGGUACAAUAUACAAAACCUUAUUGUUUACUACAUCUUUAUUUCUGUGAUCUAAUUGAUGUUUUUAUACAUGCCUUCUUUUCGUGUAAUAAGGUUAUAUUCCUUUUUCUCAUUUGCGAAGAAUUUCUUUUUGCGCUCUUACUAUGUUAAUACAGUAUUUGUCACUGUUUCUCAUUUAUAUUAGUGUACUCAAAUAAAUUUAUAUUUUUUUAACUAUUGGGAAAUAGAUGUUUACAAAAAUCCGUGAUUAAACUUUAGAAUGUCUUAUUGUGUAAUAUUAAAUGUAAUAUGAUUUUUAAUUCUGCAUUGAAUUUUAUUUUUUAAGCAACGCAAAUGAUUAAAAAUUGGAAUGUUUCCUGUUUUUUUAAUAGCUUGAAAAAUGUUUAGAAGAUAAAUGUAAUAGACCAGAUGCUGUAAUUAAUAUACAUUCCAUUACAACGACUAUUUUUAAGUAUCUGCUGGUUUUUCAGAUUUUGUUAUAUUCCUAGUUUUACAAAGAAAACGUUUUUUUGUGAACUGCUUUUUAUAAAUACUUAUUUUACUUUGAUUUAAUAAUUACAAAGCUGUAAGAAGAAAUUAGUUGCUUAUAAGAAACUAGUUUUAUAUCCAAAUGCAGUUUUGUUAGUUAACAAAAAUGGUUAAUAUGUAUACUAUAUUACUGAAAAAAAAUUAGCAAAUAAUAUAAUCUUUUGCUUGAAUAUAUCUAGUGCAUUAAAAUUCUCACAUGUUGCACAUUGAAAAUUAAAUUUUUAUUCUACAAAAAUAUCUGCACAUACAUUUUUAAUAAAAAAAUUCAUUCUCUAUUUUCCAUAAAAGUAAGAUUAUUUAUGCUGUUCAGCUAAUGCUUAAUAAAAGAAAUUUAAAAAGUUAGCAGAUAUAUUACUAUGUUUUGUUUAUAUAAAAAAUAUUUUCUAGUGAAACAAAUUUUCCCCCAACCCCUUUCUUGUAAUAUCAAUUGUUUCACUGUGUUUCUGAGUUGCACUUGAAUGUAAAAUUAAAGUUUUGAAAUUUUUGACUAAAAUAUACUAAUUAUAUUAAUGUGAGAUAUCAAACCCUCUUCUGUUUUGCAAAUUUUGAAAAAUGUGCAUUUUAGAAUUUGUUUGAUAAUUUUAUAUUUUUUAUAGAAAUUAAUAAAGCUUAUAUUGAGA
Messenger RNA from Argiope bruennichi, 2098 nucleotides. Its product is annotated as vesicle-associated membrane protein/synaptobrevin-binding protein-like. The transcript has 7 exons. Gene Ontology annotation, biological process: endoplasmic reticulum membrane organization. NCBI's taxonomy places the organism in Eukaryota, Metazoa, Arthropoda, Arachnida, Araneae, Araneidae. Gene Ontology annotation, molecular function: FFAT motif binding. Bases 125 to 901 code for a protein of 258 amino acids. The record is from RefSeq and is a predicted model, not a curated record. Gene Ontology annotation, cellular component: endoplasmic reticulum membrane; plasma membrane.